This is a messenger RNA of Auanema sp. JU1783, 1926 nucleotides long. The record is from the annotation of a GenBank genome assembly. Lineage: Eukaryota; Metazoa; Nematoda; Chromadorea; Rhabditida; Rhabditidae.
AUGACGGAGACGAAUUCUUCGAAUGGGGCCUCAUUUAAUAAUGGGAACGGAUUGCCGGAUGAUCUUUCCGAGAAGCCGCUCACACCCGAAUACCUACAACUUAUCAUGGCUUACCUACGGAAGAAUGGACUACAGGAAACAGAAGAAUCACUAUCAAAAGAAGCUUCGGCUAUGCUCAGAUCAGGGGAUUCGAACCCUUUAGCUUUUCCUAAUCAUGAUAGUAUUGUUAAUGAAUUCGAAUCGUUACUCCAUCAAGUUGAUUCUUCUUAUGAUUUUUUCCAAGCAGAAUUUAGUUUAUUGCUUUUCCCUGUGUUUGCUCAUUGCUUCCUGAAGCUUUUGUAUGAAACUGGUGGUCAAAACGCCAAAGAUUUUUUUAACCGUUUCCGUCUGCGAGUCCCUGCUCCAUACGAAGAACAAGUUGAUAUUCUUAGUCGUAUUUCUAGCACAAAUCACGCGAACUCAAACACAUAUACUCAGCUGCUUCAAAAGAAUUCUUUUAUUGUCAAAAUGUCACGAUCUUGCAUGAAACAGUUGGAGUUAUUGCUUGCUAGGUGUCCAACUUUGAAAAAUAUCAUAAAGGAUCAUAUAACCAUUGAACAGUCUGAUGUAGUUUCAAAAUUAAAAUCAAGCGUUGAAUGCCAAAUGGGGGGAAUCCUCGGGCAAGUUGGAAGGAACUUACAGCGUCAUAAGAUGCUUCAUGGCGUUCAAAGAGAUGAACUCAUGCAAACAAUUGAAAAAAGAAAGACACGAGGAAAAGAUGUCAAAGACAAUAAGAAAGUACAAGCAACUGCUCCGGUAGCGGAUCGUAUACCCAUGCCUGCCAUGAGCGAGAGUUAUAGAGAGGAGAAGCGAAAAGCUAUUAGAUUUCAGGAUGCUAGCAAACUAGCGCUUGUAAGCCAAGAGAACCCGCCUUCUAUUUGCAUGUUCACAGCUCUUAAUGCUCAUGGAGGUGUCACUAGUGCCGAUAUAUCAGAUGAUUCAUCCUUGAUGGCCUUAGGGUUUGGUGAUUCGACAAUCAGUAUAUUCGCUUUCGAUGAAGCUCAAAAACUAAAGAAGCUUAAAGAUAUCGAUGAUCUAGAAAAGAUUGACCCAGAUACGGAUAACUUCCACGAGACGCUGUAUGAUGAUAACACCGCUUCUACCAACGUUAUGCUUCUUGGGCACAAUGGACCUGUUUAUUCCGUGAACUUUUCCCCCGAUAAACGCCUUAUCGUAUCAUCAGCCAAAGAUAACACCGUAAGGUUAUGGAGUACAGACGCACAAAAAAAUGUAGUCGUCUAUCGGUUAAGCAUGCCUGUGUGGCAGGUUCAAUUCUGUAAUCGUGGGUAUUACUUCUGUACUGGAAGUUCAGACAAAUGUGCCGCUCUAUGGUGCACCGAUAGGAUGAAUCCUUUGCGACUUUUCCCAGACAGUUACGGAGGAGUGAGCUGUGUAGAUUUCCAUCCUAAUUGCAAUUAUGUUGUAGGAGGAAGUGAUGAUCGUUACGUCCGGAUUUGGGAUGUAUUGAAUGGCACUUGUGUGCGAACAUUUAGCGGACAUAAAGCUGGUGUCCGUGGUGUGAAAGUGUCUCCUUGUGGCCGUUAUGUUGUUUCUGUCGGAGGAGAUGGAGCUGUUUGUGUAUGGGAUGUAGCUUAUAAUAGAUUAGCUGGAAUGGAAAAUAGGUCUGUUGCAUCUACAAUGGCAUCGAUUUCAUUCUCAAGGGACGGAGGCGCUUUCGCCGUUUCUCAUGGAGGCCCUUCUGUGUCUUUUUAUUCGUUAGAUAAUCUCAUAGGAGCGACAAACAAUCAGAAUGAACAAACUUUUGAUCCAAAAAUCAACAUGUCUGGUUUCAACAUUUACAAUUAUCCAACCAAACAAACGCCGGUGCUUGGUCUUCACUUCACGAGAAGAAAUCUUCUUCUGGCCGUUGGAUCUUUCAACCAAUAA